This is a messenger RNA of Gastrolobium bilobum, 3243 nucleotides long. RefSeq names its product pentatricopeptide repeat-containing protein At3g06920-like. The transcript has 4 exons. Gene Ontology annotation, molecular function: protein binding; structural constituent of ribosome. Gene Ontology annotation, biological process: translation. The record is from RefSeq and is a predicted model, not a curated record. Gene Ontology annotation, cellular component: ribosome. Bases 10 to 2784 code for a protein of 924 amino acids. NCBI's taxonomy places the organism in Eukaryota, Viridiplantae, Streptophyta, Magnoliopsida, Fabales, Fabaceae.
CACAGAAACAUGAUGUCGCUGAAACUGCAGAAGCGGCUGGCAUCAAGCGUGCUCAAGUGCGGAAGAGGGAAGGUUUGGCUUGACCCCAAUGAAAUCUCCAUGGCCAAUUCUCUUCUGAAGUUGCGCUUUGUUCUUGAAUUUCAGAAAAUAGACCCAUUAUCCAAGGAGUUCUCAUCGUCCUCUUCAAAUGGGUCUCCUUAUGGGAAAGUUAAUUCCUUUGUGGAUGAUACCUACCAAGACAGUGCAACAAAAGUGGAGGGUAUGAGAAAGUCAGUUCAAGAUGUAUGUCGGGUGUUGGACACUGGUCCUUGGAGACCUGCCCUUGAGGAUGCUCUCAACUCGUUUGAUGAAAUUCCUCAACCAGAAUUGGUUGUUGGGGUAAUAAGGAGGUUGAAGGAUGUGAAUUUGGCAUUGCAUUAUUUUAGGUGGGUGGAGGGGAAAACUGAACAAGCACAUUGCCCAGAAGCCUACAAUGCACUUCUCAUGGUUAUGGCUAGGACCAGAAACUUGGACUACUUGGAACAGAUUCUUGGGGAAAUGAGUAUGGCUGGAUUUGGACCAUCUAAUAAUACUUGUAUUGAACUGGUUGCUAGUUUUGUUAAGUCGCGGAAGCUAAGAGAAGCUUUUGGUGUUAUUGAAACAAUGAGGAAGUUCAAGUUUCGCCCUGCUUUUUCGGCUUAUACGACACUGAUUGGUGCCCUCUCUGCAGCUCAUGAAGCUGAUCUCAUGCUCACUCUUUUUCAUCAAAUGCAGGAAAUAGGUUAUGAAGUAAGCAUACAUUUGUUUACUACACUUGUUCGAGUGUUUGCCAGGGAGGGUCGCAUUGAUGCUGCUCUUUCCUUGCUGGAUGAGAUGAAGAGUAACUCGUUUGAUGCUGACCUUGUCCUCUAUAAUGUAUGCAUAGAUUGUUUUGGCAAAGUUGGUAAGGUGGAUAUGGCCUGGAAAUUCUUUCAUGAAAUGAAAGCACAAGGGUUGGUGCCUGACAACGUGACAUAUACUAGCAUGAUUGGGGUUCUUUGCAAGGCUGAGAGGUUGGAUGAAGCUGUUGAGUUGUUUGAAGAAUUGGAUCUCAACAGAAGUGUUCCUUGUGUUUAUGCUUAUAACACCAUGAUUAUGGGUUAUGGUUCAGUUGGGAAAUUUGAUGAAGCAUACAGUUUACUUGAGAGGCAAAAGGGAAAGGGAUGUAUACCUAGUGUAAUUGCAUAUAAUUGCCUUCUGACUUGCCUAGGAAGAAAGGGUAAAGAAGAGGAAGCAUUGAGAAUCUAUGAGGAAAUGAAAAAAGAUGCAGCACCCAAUCUUGCAACCUACAAUAUUUUAAUUGACAUGCUUUGCAAGGCAGGAGAACUCGAAGCUGCUCUAAAAGUUCAGGACGCCAUGAAAGAGGCUGGCUUAUUCCCUAAUAUCAUAACUGUAAAUAUAAUGAUUGAUCGGCUAUGUAAAGCUCAAAGGCUUGAUGAAGCUUGCUCCAUAUUUUUAGGAUUGGAUCAUAAAGUUUGCACCCCUGACACAUUUACAUUUUGUUCACUUAUUGAUGGCUUGGGCAGACAUGGCAGGGUGAAUGAUGCCUAUAAGCUUUAUGAAAAGAUGUUAGAUUCUGAUAAGACUCCGAAUGAAGUGGUAUAUACAUCCCUUAUUAGGAACUUCUUCAAAUGUGGUAGGAAGGAGGAUGGUCACAAAAUUUACAAAGAGAUGUUGCAUAGGGGCUGUUCUCCUGAUCUGAUGCUCCUUAAUACUUACAUGGAUUGUGUUUUCAAAGCUGGUGAAAUUGAGAAGGGAAGGGCUUUAUUUGAAGAAAUUAAGGCUCACGGGUUAGUUCCUGAUGUUCGGAGCUACUCAAUUUUAAUUCACGGUCUUGUGAAAGCAGGUUUUUCCAAAGAAACAUAUAAAUUGUUUUAUGAGAUGAAAGAAAAAGGACUGCAUUUGGACACCCGUGCUUACAACACAGUUAUUGAUGGAUUCUGCAAGUCUGGUAAGGUCAAUAAAGCUUACCAACUGUUGGAGGAAAUGAAGACAAAGGGUCUCCAACCUACUGUUGUAACUUAUGGUUCUGUCAUUGAUGGACUUGCUAAAAUUGACAGGCUCGAUGAAGCAUAUAUGUUAUUUGAAGAAGCAAAAUCAAAAGGUGUUGAUUUAAAUGUAGUUAUCUACAGCAGUCUUAUUGAUGGGUUUGGGAAGGUGGGAAGGAUUGAUGAAGCAUAUUUAAUUUUGGAGGAGUUGAUGCAGAAAGGUCUGACCGCAAACGCAUACACAUGGAAUUGCUUACUUGAUGCAUUGGUGAAAGCUGAGGAGAUUGAUGAAGCUCUGGUCUGCUUUCAGAACAUGAAAAGCUUGAAAUGUUCUCCAAAUGAAAUAACAUACAGCAUUAUGAUAAAUGGUCUUUGUAUGGUCAGAAAAUUUAAUAAGGCCUACGUGUUCUGGCAAGAAAUGCAGAAACAAGGGUUAAAACCCAAUACUAUCACAUACACCACCAUGAUUUCAGGACUUGCAAAGGCUGGAAACGUUCAAGAAGCGAAAGGCCUCUUUGAGAGAUUUAAGGCAAGUGGGGGCAUACCUGAUUCAGCUUGUUAUAAUGCAAUGAUAGAAGGACUAUGCAGUGCCAAUAAAGCAAUGGAUGCAUAUACACUUUUUGAGGAAACUCGGCUGAAAGGUUGUCGUAUACAUAGCAAAACAUGUGUUGUUCUUUUAGAUGCAUUGCAUAAGGCGGACUGCCUUGAGCAGGCAGCUAUUGUUGGUGCUGUCUUAAGGGAGAUGGCAAAGUCUCAACAUGCUACAAGAUUCUCUUGAGAACAGGUUGUGUGUGUUGUACUGGUACUGGAAUAGAAGUCUGGCUUCUGGACCAUAAUAAGUGGUGGUCUUUUCAGUAAGUGCUUGCCUUAUUACACCUUCCCAUUGACUGAUCAGGCAAUUUGCGAGGCAAAGCAAAAGAUUUCUAAUGUCACCAGUUCUUUGAUAACUCGAAGUCCCUAAUCGAAUUCCCUCCUUGUAUUUUUCAUUCAUGAAGGAUAUUUACUCUUUUCAUUUGGAUUCCUAAGCCACUGACCCUAAAUAGUUUGGGAUAAAAGUGUUGUUGAUAUUGACGUUGAUGUUGAAGGAUAUUUACUCAAAUUUGACUGCCAAUGGACAGUCUUCAGCUGUCUUAACUAUGAGGUUGCAAGAUUGGGUGCUACAUCUUUUUUCAUUUCUUCAGGUUCUCAAUGCUUCCUCUACUUUACCCUUUCUUCCUAGGCAAGUCAGAAGGCAAUU